Nothobranchius furzeri (turquoise killifish) is the source of this 1974-nucleotide messenger RNA. It is a transcript of the gene gdf9, whose product is annotated as growth differentiation factor 9. The record is from RefSeq and is a predicted model, not a curated record. Gene Ontology annotation, molecular function: cytokine activity; growth factor activity. Gene Ontology annotation, cellular component: extracellular region. NCBI's taxonomy places the organism in Eukaryota, Metazoa, Chordata, Actinopteri, Cyprinodontiformes, Nothobranchiidae.
GAGUGAUGCGGGUGAUUGGAAACACCUGUGCGUGGUGAUCGGCAGCAGCACGUGCGUCGUCCCCGUCUUCCUCGAGCUCUCAGCAGAGUCUCUCCAUGGAGUUUUGACUGGUUGCAUGAUGGGAAAACAAAUGCCGAUGUCAGCUGCGGUUGGUUGUUUCCGCCCUGUUGUGUUGCUGCUGCUGCUAGUGACCUGCGUGUUCCCGCUGCUCAGCUCCUCCCUGGCUGCUUCCGAUGCGCUCCCCGGCUUGGAGGACGUCACCUACCCGUACCACAGCAUCCUGUCCCCGCUACUCAGGGCCCUGUCAGAGCACGGAGUGUCCAGGUGGAGCUCGGGCCUGAGGAGAAAGAUGAAACCAGAGCACAGAUACAUGAAAUAUCUGACGGAGGUUUACAAGACGUCCUCCAGAGUACAGAGGAGCGUUGAUGGAAACCAAAUCCCCAACACCAUCAGACUGAUCAAGCCCCAAGAAGCGUGUCUUCCACGGAGUAAUAAUGGUCACUUUAUGCAGAUCUUAUCCUACAGUCUGGAUCAGGUGAGAAGGAAGGAGCAGCAUCUGAGGUCAGCCCUGCUAUACAGCUUGGUCCGGGACAACUGGACACCUGUCCACGCUGUGUGCCACCUGAGCAUCAAAGAACAGGGGCAGUCACGCCAGUGCCCGCUGUGUGUGGGGAUCCACCGCACUCUGAACUUUACCACUGGCAAUGACGAGAGGCGGCGGCGGAGCCGGAGCUGGGUGGAAGUUGACGUCACUUGGUUUUUUCAGCAUUUUGGGAAAGAUCAGAAGAAUAUAAAUCUGCUCAUCAAUGUCACCUGCCUGGAGGAACCAAACACCAGAAGCAAUGUCUCCAGAGAGACGCUAGAAUUCAUCCUGAGAUCUCCUCCUCUGAUUCUCUAUCUUAAUGACACAAGUAAAGUCGCCCACCAGAGAUCACCGGUCAAUGCUAGCACAGAUCAAAGGUUGUCCAGCUCAUUUCAGAAGCUGAGACGUGGACAUAAGAGGAGAUGGAGGAGGGAUUCUUCAAAAAGUAAGCAAGGCAACAUGCAGCUGCCUGAGCUUCUGCCCAGCUCUGAGUUCCCAACAACCGACUGUGCCCUAUAUGAUUUCAAAGUGCGAUUCAGUCAGCUCGAAAUGGAUCACUGGAUUGUUUUCCCGCCAAAGUACAACCCCAGGUACUGCAGCGGUAUCUGCCCAAGAACCAUAGGCUUCAUCUAUGGUUCGCCGGUCCACACCAUGGUGCAGAACAUCAUCUAUGAGAAGCUGGACUCAUCCAUACCCAGACCCUCGUGUGUCCCCUCCCACUACAACCCCCUCAGCGUCAUAAUCUUUGAAGAAGACGGCUCCUAUGUCUACAAGGAGUUCGAGGACAUGGUUGCUACGCGGUGCACGUGUCGCUAAGCUAACAUCAGUGUCUGAAUUUGUCAAACUGUUGCACAUGAAAGCUGAUCUGGAGCAGGUGUGUUUAAAAUAUUUUAUCAUGUUAAAAGAAAGCUGCCAUUAUUUAAGACAAAUGGUAAUGAUACAUCUUGUUCAACUUGCAUGGUGGAGUCAAACACACAAAAUAAAAAUAUUUAAAUGUCUUUUUUUAAGUUUGUCUUCAGUUAAUUUAUUUUGAGAUUAGUCAUUAUUCUUUAUCACGGUUGUCCUUUUUUUAUUUUAGUAGCACCGUUCUGGACCAGAAAACAACGUAGCAGUCACAAUUUCUUAUCAAACCUUUUACAUGUUUGUUUUAUUCCUUAGGAUGAUGUUCAGCUGUCUUUACAACCUCCAGAGUGGAUGUUAAGGCUUCAGUAUGUAUUUAUUAGCUUACCUCUUGUCAAGAAGUGACUAUGUGUUUGUAUUUGAAUGUGACUGAAUGCAUAUCGUGUAUUUAUGUGAGCUGGAUGAAUUUACUGUGCUCGGAUAAUGAAUAUAUAAAAGUGUGGAAGAUGUUGAUUUCUGAUAAGUGGGAAAAUUAAAAUAAUAUAUAUGCA